UUUUUGUUCAAUACUCCAGGAUGGUCGCCGCGAUAUAUGUUUUUGUUUUUAUUAUCUUUAUUCUAGAGAUUGUUAAAGCGGUUCCACCAGAAGCCUGUUUUGCGGAGUUUCGAUGGGAUGACUGCGGUAAACCUCCAGUGCCGGUCAUGUACUAUUGGAAGCCUGGAUCCAGGUGUGAGGUCGGAAUGUGGCGGGGCUGCUUCCCGAACCCGAACAUGUUUCAAGAUGAACAUGAAUGCAUUACCAGCUGCAUCUUCAGUGUACGAGCCAUGGCCCACGCCUAUCAUCAGGAACUGAAUCUUAAUGAAGCAAAUAUCAUGGGUCUAGAGCAGUUCAAAGAAACUACCGCUGUUACGGAGUCUGGUCUUCAAGAGACGACUGUUGCAGGAACAGAUGAAGGGAAUGCAACAGUGAGCGAAUCUCAAGGUAAUGCGACAAGUGCCCGAGAAGCGAUGAAUGCAACUAAUGCGGACUCAGCGACAACUAUAGCCACCGUCGUAGAAGCUGCGUCUAACAAAACAAAUUGAAUUUACAAAAUUCAUUUUCACUAACCGAAUUCGAAUUGGCAAUAUUUUUUCUGAAUCUAUUAUUAACGACUAAGAAAUAAUAACAGAUUUUCUUAUAGAAAAACCCGUAAUAAUAUAUCGGUCGAAUGUUUCUUACGUUGAAAAAUGUUUUCAGUAUUCAAAUUUAGAUGAUAAUUUAAAUUGUACUUAUUGUAACAUGAUAAAAAUAUUAAUUGUUUAUUGUGUUAUCUAUAAAGGUAUAUGUCAGAA
Bombyx mori (domestic silkworm) is the source of this 776-nucleotide messenger RNA. RefSeq lists its product as uncharacterized. The record is from RefSeq and is a predicted model, not a curated record. NCBI's taxonomy places the organism in Eukaryota, Metazoa, Arthropoda, Insecta, Lepidoptera, Bombycidae. The transcript is spliced from 2 exons. Gene Ontology annotation, molecular function: serine-type endopeptidase inhibitor activity. Bases 21 to 527 code for a protein of 168 amino acids.